Phyllopteryx taeniolatus (common seadragon) is the source of this 3932-nucleotide messenger RNA. It is a transcript of the gene usp37, whose product is annotated as ubiquitin specific peptidase 37. Gene Ontology annotation, biological process: G1/S transition of mitotic cell cycle; protein deubiquitination. The coding region runs from base 247 to 2709 and encodes 820 amino acids. Gene Ontology annotation, cellular component: nucleus; cytosol. Lineage: Eukaryota; Metazoa; Chordata; Actinopteri; Syngnathiformes; Syngnathidae. Gene Ontology annotation, molecular function: cysteine-type deubiquitinase activity; cysteine-type endopeptidase activity. The record is from RefSeq and is a predicted model, not a curated record. The transcript has 21 exons.
AUACACGCGUAACUUCCGGAGUGUAUUUUUACGUUCCCGCCAUCAUCGCACUGCACUGCUGCGAGUCCCGCCUCGCUAGUGUCAACAAGAUAGCAUACAUCGAGCCGGCGGUCAACGCCGGCCAAACAAACUUUUGGCCUCUCCAAACCGACAUUUUGAUACCGAACAUUUCACGGCGAGCGUAGGCAAACAGCAGGAUUUGAUUGCUCCACGACCUCCAAAGUGCACCGACGGGAUCGUUAAGCCAUGGCCACACUAGUGCCCAAACUCUCCAGUGGCGGCUCUGUGAAGAUCCGCUACAACAGCUUGCAUGUCGGCACCUCGCGGUGGAAAGAAGGGACUUUUGAGAUACUGGAAAAGGACAAUAAAGUCAGCCUGUGCUUAAGAUUCAACUGCGGCGGGGUGGGCAAAACCUUCCAGCUGAAUCAGAAUGUGAAGAAGGUCUCCUCCAACAUGGACCGAAUCAUACUGAAUUUGAAUGACAAGAGCGUCAUCACUCUGGACAAAAUGCCUCCCACUUUGGCCCAGAAGACUCGAGACUACCUGGAGAAGCUGAAGCAAGGAAAGACAAGUGUUUUAAAAUCAUCUCAUGGAAGUGUAAACUUCAGCGUGCCGACUCGCCGCUCAGUGAAAAAUGAAAUCAGCCCCUCUGGGGAAAGACAGACAACAACGAGACGGCAGAGUGCUGAGGGACGGGAGGAAUCCACACCGCGUAAACCUUUGGGCAGUCCGAGCAGAGCGGCCUCCACUCCUGUUCGAACCGGACUCUCCGAGAACCGGAGUGAAAAGAGAAAGCGACUCCUUACCUCCGAAAGCGACUUGAGUGAGGACUACCCCAAAGAAAAUGACUCCUCGAGCAACAACAAGGCCACUUCGGACCCAUCUCGGAAGUUUUUACUGAGCUGCAAAGAUAAACUGAAACAGGCAGAAGACAACCGGAGCAUAGCUCCCCUUGGUUCAACAACUCCCCUCCAGCCGACUUCAUUCUACAGCAGUCGAUCUGUGACCAAGGAUUACAGCCAGAGCCACUCCUUUUCAGAAAGGCCAUCGAGUACAUCCCUCACGCCCACAGCCAAACGCAGCCUUCUGCUGCCCAAUCACUCCACUCCUUUCAAGAAAGUACGGCCCUCUGUGGAUUACGGUGGUUGGAACAAGCAGAGACCCUCCACUCCAGCCCAGUCGCAGCCUCCUCUGCAAGGAUUUUCAAAUUUGGGCAACACUUGCUAUAUGAAUGCCAUUCUGCAGUCGCUCUUCAGCCUGCCGUCCUUCUCCAAUGACAUGCUGAGGCAGAGCAUCCCUUGGAAGAAAGUGCCUGUCAAUGCGUUGCUCAGGCGUUUCGCUCAUCUUCUGGCCAAGAAGGACGUGGGCUGCCCGGAAACACAAAAAGACCUGCUGAGAAAAGUUAAAAGUGCCAUCUCCUCUACUGCCGAGCGUUUCUCUGGAAAUAUGCAGAAUGACGCUCAUGAGUUCCUCAGCCAGUGUCUGGACCAGCUGAAAGACGACGUGGAGAAAAUGAACAAAAGCUGGACAAAUGAAGCAUCUGCAUCCUCUUCUUCCUAUUCAUCGGUGAUGUGUGAGAGUAACCAUGAGGCCAAGGUGGACCCCGGCGAAGAAGCGGACACCUCCCGCAUCUACACCUGCCCUGUGGCUGUUAACAUGGAGUUUGAAGUGCAGCACACUAUCACCUGCAAAUGUUGUGGCGAAGUGGUGACCAAGCGUGAGCAAUUCAACGACCUGUCCAUCGACUUACCUCGCAGAAAAAACACCCUCCCACUUCGAUCUGUCCAAGAUUCCCUGGAUCUUUUUUUCAGGCUAGAGGAAAUUGAAUAUUCGUGUGAGAAAUGCAGUGGGAAAGCAGCCACAGUUACACACAAAUUCAGCAAACUACCCAGAGUGCUCAUCCUCCACCUGAAAAGGUACAGUUUUAAUGCCCAGCUGUCUCUAAACAGCAAGCUGGGCCAACAGGUAGUGAUACCCCGCUACCUGACUCUGCUGUCACAUUGCACUGACUCCACUCGGCCCCCCAUCAGUCUCAGCUGGAGUUCCCAAGCGUCCAGACCACUCAAAACCUCACAGUCACUCAAUGCAUCCACGGCACCGCUGCGGAGGGUUGGAGGGAAGUUGGUAAAUUCCAACAACACAUCUGCACUAGUGGAUUCGGACAGCGAGGAGGAGCUGACCAGAAAGGCGAGCGCAAGCGGCAAAAGACGAAUCAGCACCUGUCUCCCGGAAGAUGACGAACGACCGGAAGAGCGGGGAGUUCCCAUGGAUCCGGCAGAAUUCAGCGGGAUUAACGACGAAGAAAUGUUAGAGGCCGUGCUGGAGCUGAGUCGCCAGGAGGCUGGUCUCACUGCGCCAUCUCCCCUGAAUGACGAACCGACGAGCAGUCCAGACACGGGCUUCGGGGACACGGAUGCCCAUGAACUGGCCUAUCACACAGAUCUGCUGGAUACAGACAGUAAACAACCUGCAAAUGUGUUGGAUUCCUUGGACUUGACCAUGGACGAGAACAAGGAGAACCAAACCCCGGAGAGCUCGCAGGUGCAUCAGGGGGAAAUGGAUUGGGUCCAGCAGUACAACUUGGAUCAGGAGAGGGAAGAUCAGGAGUUGCAGCAAGCGCUGGCGCAGAGCCUCAAGGAGCAUGAAGCCCAAGAGAUGAGAGAGGAUGACGAUCUAAAGCGGGCCACUGAGCUCAGCUUGCAAGAAUGAGAGUGCUUAAAGAGGAGGAUACUAUUCAUGUGGCACAGCUUGAAGCAGGCAUCAGGUGCAGGUGGAGGUGGCCCUGACUCAAGUUGGAGGGCAGAACAAAAAGGCAAAGAAAUGAGGCAAAUUUAAUUUUGAUCUUUGUACAUCAACAUGUACUUGAGCGGUGUAAAUAAGUUUUUCUGUGUGAAGAAUUGUAAUAUUUUUUUUUUGCCUUAUUGUACUCUCCGGAGUCUUCCAGAUUGCUUAAUUUAUGUUAAAAAAUCUCCGCAGUGGCCUGGGGUAUCCCCCAAGAACCUCCCACAAUAUUUUUUUGUUUUUGUUUUUUUUGGUCACAUUUUUCAUGCAUUUGGUGUUUGCAUGUUUGGACAAAUGGACCUAGAUGACCAGGUGAUACGUUUAAUUAUGCUGCAAAAUCGAUCAAGAUGGUAGCGGCGUAGCUGGUAUGUAGAACCAAGGGGCAUGCUGAGUACGUCAUCACAGCAUGUGACUAAAACGGACCAAUCACGACAGAUGUUCUACGUGCAGCAACAAUUUUUGCCCUGUGCGCGUCGAGUGACGCAGAGGGGCCGCGUGGGCCAAUGCGGGCGUUGUCGGCCGUGGGAGUAUAAAGAGGCCUUCGGACUUGGCAUUUCAUGAGACUCGACUUGGCUUUGAACUACAUGACAUUGUGCUUUGGCAAUGGGGGCCUUUUCACACUGAGCAAGUGCAUUGUGAAAAGGCCAUUAGUGUAACAGAUCACACAGCCAAACACAAAUUUCCCCACAUCAACAACUUGGCUGAGUAUUCAGGCUCAGAAAACUUAAUUUUUACUUGCAAGGUAAUUUAGGGAGCAGAGAGCAGCACACUCAUUGACACAAGUUAACAACAUAAAUGAGAAAUACAUUAAAAAAGGGCAUAAAACGAGGGGUUCUACAAGUUAAGAGUCCUGACAGUUCAGGAGAACAGCCUGGGCGAUAGAGGUGGCUCUCCUUCUCUGGGUUUUAUAGGCUGGACACCUUAGUCUGCGAUGUUGAAAAUGGUGGCUCUUCGCUCAGCCCAAAGUAAUGGGUGGAGAAACGUUGUGUGGUUGUAUUAUGUAAAUUAGUCCAAUCUUGACAUCACAAUGCGUUAAAAUUUAGAACGGCUUUCUCAGAGACGUGUUUAGGGAAAUUGCAGCUCAUAAAAUGUUUACUUGGUUGGUGGGCAAGCACUGCAGAGAUCCAACUAUUUGUAUACAAGAAAUUAGA